GAAAAUUCAUAUAGGGAAUUUCGUUGAAACAGAAUAGUGUGAAUUAUAGAGACGAGUAGAGAAGAGAGUGUGUGCAUUGCGCGGUGGACGUAGAUGCGUAUAUUAAGCACACCGGUGGGUGUAAGAAUUAUCAUCAAAGGUGUAGCAGAAAGGCUUAGCGGUAGUGGAAAGGUAAAUACAUCUCUAAUUAUGUCUCUUCGCAAGUCUCUUCGCCGUAGUUUACGAUCGAGUUACAAAGUGAAGUCAUCCGAUGAGGGCCAAGUGAAGCCGGACUCGUCCAAGAUGUCGAGUGGCGAGCGUGGCCGCGGGAGUGACGCUCCAGGGAGCUACCUACCUGCCGACGAUGUCGCCGUCCGCCUCGACAGUGCCGGAGCCUCGGCUGCCAGCCUUGCCCUCCAGGCCCCGAGCCUCACCCUCCAGGCUCCGAGCCUCACCCUCCAGGCCCCCAGCAGCAGCAGCAGCUUCGAGGGUCACGAGGGCAUCGUGGCCACGGGAACCUACCACAGCUCCGAGAGCGAGGAUGACCUCCUCGAGGCGGAACGGUUGGACGAGGCGACGUGCCCCGACAGUGCCCUCUACGAGUUUAUUUUCCGAGCCUGCGCGUUGAUGGCUCUUGAGAACGAUGAGCUAAAGCAGAUCAUUGAACAGCAGCAGCAGCAAGCAGACGACCGGAGGGAGCGGAGUGAGGAGGAGGAAGGCUCGACGUCCAAGCAGGAGGCCGACGGAAGCAGGAAGAAAGGCAAGAAGCCAAAGAGCGGAGUGGUUCCGGAGGACGACGAUGGCGGCAUCAAGAAGAAACUGAGUGACAUGCGGCUGCGGAUAGGAUGGCUGCGGCGCCGCGGCGAGGCGCAGGUCAGCGUCAGGCCGCAGCCCGAGGAGGCGCAGGGCUGGGCUGACAGCUUCCACAACCUCAUGGCCUCAAAAUAUGGUCAGGCGCUCUUCAAAGCCUUCCUGCAGAGGGAAUUCAGUGAGGAGAAUGUGGAGUUCUGGCUGGCAGUGGAGGACUUCAAGAAGACACGCGUGGCAAAGAUGCCCUCCAAAGCCUCCAAGAUUCACUCCGACUACGUUGCAGUUCAGGCACCUAAAGAGAUCAACCUGGAUCCCGGCACCCGCGCGCAGAUCGCAAAGUCUCUGGACUGUCCGGACAAGUUCAUCUUCGACGCGGCCCAGAAGAGGGUCCAGGCGCUGAUGGAGUCCGACGCGUACCUGCGGUUCUUGCAGUCGGAGCUGUACAAGGAGCUCCUCCACCCAGAGUCCUCACCCUCUAACCCAGAGACGUUAUAGGGCAUUCUCGAGGACGUGUCGUUUGUCACCGAGGACGACCUUGAGCAGCCGUUGUCGUCACCAUCGUCAUAGAGUACAUGUGCUGAGGGACCAAUUGUUGUGAGCCAGCAGCAGCAGCAAUAGCAGCCGCAGCAGCAAGAGCAGCAGCAGCAGCAAUAUCAGCAGCAGCAAUAUCAUCAUCAUCAGCAGCAGCAGCAGCAGCUACUCAUGGUUCUAGCUGUCAAGUGGUGAUGGUCACUGCCGUGUUGGCGACCUCGUCAUACCUCCGAGGGUCGCGGAGAUAACUUAAGGAAGCGGUCGAUGGUAAUAGAUGUCGAAUUCUCCUAUGUUUUUCGAAGCUGAAAUCCGUGGAGAUUCUUCAAAUGAAUGUAUUUAAUAAUUUAUAAUAGGGGGUUUGUAAAUUUAUUUGGUGAAGAUAUUCUUGUAUGGGGAGGAAGUAUAAUAGUUGUAACACUUAUUAAGACAAAUAUUAAGAAAA
Molecule: messenger RNA, 1762 nt
Organism: Procambarus clarkii (red swamp crayfish)
Lineage: Eukaryota; Metazoa; Arthropoda; Malacostraca; Decapoda; Cambaridae
Product: regulator of G-protein signaling 3
Source: RefSeq, a predicted model, not a curated record